UCCGGGGCAGCCCCAAGGCUCCGCCCCGAGGAGGGUCGUUUGGGGAGGGCGGCGGGGCGCGGCGGUCGGCCUGGGCUUCCGCCGGGUAGAGCCCUGGGGAGAGGAGUCCGGACCGCGGUCGCGCCCGGCGCCAGGCGCUCCUGCUGCUCCCGCUUUCUCCCCGCUCCUUCUCGGCGCCGGGAAUUCUCCAGAGUUGUUUUUCCCUCUUCUCCUGGUCUAAACUGCCAUCCAAAUUAAUAACCCUCCUGAUAACCCGAUCUCCUGCUCCUCCCUACCCUCCUCCCUCCCGCCUUCGCUCCUUCCUUCCUCCGCGUCCCACCUCUUGGGUAAACCCGGCAAUUGCCUGGGCCCCGGGCUCCGACGAGCCCGGGGUAGGGCGGGGUGCAAGGGGUCGAGGUCUAAGGCGAUGGCUCCCCGGGCUUGAGCUCGUCCCGGGCGCCCAGAACUCGCGCGCUCCCCGCCGCGGCGCCGGUGGCAUCCCUAGCCCUCUCGUGCCCAAAUUAAAAGUCAGCGGGGAAAACUCGGGCAGACACCCCUCCUCUCCCAGGCCCCUCCCGCCCCAUGUCUUCUGGGGAGGCUGCCUGGUGCGGAGGCAGCGGUAGAGGCCGGAGCGGAGGCAAACUGUGGGUGAGCGUGCCUGCGGGGGACUUGGCUGUCGACCCUUCGGGAGCCGGGGAGGGGCAAGCCUCUGCGCCCCGCCAUCUCCUCCCGCUCCGGCACCGUCCCGGAGACCCCGCAGGGACGGUGGCCGGGCUCCCCGCUGACUGGCCGGGCAGGACGCGCGCCCCCCUCCGCCUCCCGCGCCGGCGGCCACCUGUCUUUGCCGCGCUGACCCUUCUCCCAUGACCCUGCGGUGCCUCGAGUCGUCCGGGAAUGGCGCGGAAGGGACGCGGAGCCAGUGGGGGAGCGCGGGCGCGGCGGAGGAGCCGCCCCCCGAGGCGGCGCGCCUGGCAAAGGCCCUGCGGGAACUCGGGCAAACAGGUUGGUACUGGGGAAGUAUGACUGUUAAUGAAGCCAAAGAGAAAUUAAAAGAGGCGCAAGAAGGAACUUUCUUGAUUAGAGAUAGUUCGCAUUCAGACUACCUACUAACAAUAUCUGUUAAAACGUCAGCUGGACCAACUAAUCUGCGGAUCGAGUACCAAGAUGGGAAGUUCAGAUUGGACUCUAUCAUAUGUGUCAAGUCCAAGCUUAAGCAGUUUGACAGUGUGGUUCAGCUGAUUGACUACUAUGUUCAGAUGUGCAAGGACAAGCGGACAGGCCCCGAAGCCCCCCGGAACGGCACUGUCCACCUUUACCUGACCAAACCACUCUACACGUCUGCACCACCGCUGCAGCAUCUCUGUAGACUGACCAUUAACAAAUGUACCAGCACCAUCCGGGGACUGCCUUUACCAACAAGACUCAAAGAUUACUUGGAAGAGUAUAAAUUCCAGGGAGAAAUGGAGGCUAGAGACAAGCAAGUGCUCCGUUCCCUGCGCCUGGAGCUGGGCGCAGAGGUCCUGGUGGAAGGAUUGGUUCUUCAGUAUUUGUACCAGGAAGGGGUCUUGACAGAAAGCCAUCUUCAAGAAAUCAGAGCGCAAGCCACAGGCUUUGGGAAAACAAUGCUGCUGCUGGACAUCCUACCCUCCAGGGGCCCUAAAGCUUUUGAUGCCUUCCUAGAUUCCCUGCAGGAUUUUCCCUGGGUCCGGGAGAAGCUGGAGAAGGCGAGAGCGGAAACCACAGUUGAGCUGCCUGCAGAUGACCACGUGGCUGGGAUCCCGGCUCAUGUCCUCAGCAGCUCACCAACAGACCGACAGAUUAACCAGCUGGCCCAGAGGCUGGGAGCAGAGUGGGAGCCAGUAGUGCUGGCUCUGGGACUGACGCAUACCGACAUCUACCGCUGCAAGGCCAACCACCCGCACAGUGUGCACGCACAGAUGGUGGAGGCCUUCGUCCGCUGGAGGCAGCGCUACGGCAAGCAGGCCACCUUCCAGAGCCUGCACCGUGGUCUCCAGGCCGUGGAGGCUGACCCCUCAUUGCUCCAGCACAUGCUAGAAUGAUGGUGCCCCUCCCCCCUUCGCCUCCUGGGGAGCAGGUCCCCAGGCCACAAAACAAUGGGAUAGAUACCUAGGGUGGGUAGGUGUUUGCAGUUUGCAGGUCUUUUUUAGUUUUUCCUGUGUUUCUGUGUUUCUGUGUGUGUGUGUGUGUGUGUGUGUGUGUGUGUGUGUGUGUGUUUCAUGAUCUUUAGAUAAAGGGAGAAAAUAGGAUUUCAACUUGAAAGCCCAAAUUACUCAGAUCUCCCACAUUAAUCUAAUAAUUCAUUGUUUUUAAUUACUGGAGGGUUGCAUUGUUUUCAUUGUACAAUUUUUAAUUGUGUAGCCCCUUUUUAGUAGAUCACAGUAGAUUUUUUUACAAUACUGUUGCUACAUUGCGUGCAGGUGUUUUAUAUGUAAAACAUCCCCUUUUAUGUUGCCUGGGAACUGACUUUGGUACUAAUGAUGCUGAUGGUAAUAAAAAGCGAAUCACUAUAUUUAACUUUCAUGAGAAAGUACUGUUUGUUCCCCAGCCCCAUUCUUGUAUUACACAGAUGAAGGGUAUAAAAUUACCGUAGUGGUCAAGACUGACCAUAGCAGGGAAAUGCUUACAUUUUUCAGUCAAGAUAAAUAGCUCAAACCAGUGUCUGAAUUUAAAACACGACCUCUCCUUCCAAAGGCCAGUUCAAGUAUUAGCAUGCGUACCUGAGCCCUUCAUCUCUUAAGAUUGCUUUAAAAACCUCAGCAGCCUCUUGUGAAAGGAUUGUGAAACAAUAAAGGGUGUGGUCUUUCCAUUCAAGCCAGAUGAUUAAAAUGUUGUGCUCCUAGGUGUCUGAUUUGUGUGUGUGUGUGUGUGUGUGUGUGUGUGUGUGUGUAUGUGUGUGUGUGGGCGGAGGGUUGGCCUUUUAUGAAUAAUAACAUGGUAUUUAAUAAAUGACUUACUGUUUUCAAAGAUUUUCUAUAAAUGAUCUGCGAAGUGAUUGGGCAAGACAAGUGAGCCUCCCUGUGUAGCAAAAUUCAGUGAUUUGCCUGAAGAAGGUGUGGGUCGAACUAAGUGUGUCUUUGGAGGCUCCUGGCAGCCAUUUGCUGCUAUUUAACGAGCUAGGUUAGAAGCUGGAGUUCAGCCCUGCUCGCCACCUCAUGACUGCAGCUCCUGAGUCACUGUACUUCACCUCUGUGAUGCCUCAGUUUCUUCAGGGAUAGAAUGAGGAAGUGAUUAUCCCCAGGUUCAAGAAUUUUAUGAUGAUUAAUGGAAGAAUGGCUGCCGAGAACUCACCCAAUGCCUGACCCUGGCUCAUCUCUCUGGAAAUGGUGCUGGUGAUUUUGCUACUGUGGCUCCAAAGACCCAAAUGAACAGUAAUUAAGACUGAGGAAGAAAUGCUUUUUCCAUAUUUCUUGCUCAGUGUUACAUGGUUUUGUUUACAUGACAACCCAUCCGGUCCAGGGAUGUGUAGACCCCAGUCAAAGAUCUGUCCUUUUCUAUAACUGGAAAAUAUGUUUCCUGAUCCCAGCUUAACUCUUGAUUUUUCAAAGGUGGGAAGGGGGUAAGGGAAUGGUCAUUUUUACCUUUCUCCUGUCUGAGUGUAGGUUAGCAGAGUGGUGGAGUUGAAUAUGAAGUGGGUCCUCACAAAAGGUGACAAUAGUGUCUUGACUCCAUCCUUUGAAACCUUUCCUAAACUGAAAAACACAGCCUUUCAUGGCUCAAUAAACCAUUCAGAAGUAUGAUCUAGUGCCCUUAUCAGCCCUAAUUUUCCUUUCUAUAGUCUAGCCACUAAUCAUGUAGUAAUUCGCAUAUCUUUGGUCACAUGACAGCCCAGUGAUUAAACUGAAGUUUGACUACUACUUCAGUUCUUCAGUAAGUUGCUUGCCUUUAUGAAUCUUGGGCCUGUUACUUUUCCGUUUCCCCCACUCCCUCCCGCCCCCAGCCUGGGUUUUGUGCAGACAGUGGCAUUGGCUAUUGUUCUCACCAUGUCCAGAUGAGCGGAUAGUCUGAGUGCCCUGUUGCAUUGGAAGAGAGGGCCCUGAGUCUGAUGGUUAGUGAGGUCGUCUUCCCACCAUGUGAAAGGAAUCUGUCACACACGAAGAAACUUCUGUGCUCUGUCAACAGUAGAACGACAACGAGUGGCAUGUGGGUCUGUGUUAAUCUGUGAAGCCGUAAGAGAGCUUAGCUUCUAGCCAUGAAAAGCAGGGUUUCUGAUCUCAAACAUGGCAGCUGAGUGGCGUUGGGCCUACUCAUGAUCUUUCAGACAAUUUGAAGAAUGGAUGAAUGAAGCAUCCACACCUCUCUACCUCAUUUCUGCCCUGUGGUAUCUUUUCCUACUCGAGAGAAUCAGUAGGUGAUGUUCCCUCGAGGAGUCCAUGUUCUUCUGCACACAAGAAGACUACAGUUGUGGAAAGUGCCUUCUCCUAACAAAGUGGCAGAUGAGAGCGCUGAGCUGGCAGAGCCUUUGCAGAUGCUGAAUAAUGACAAAAAUACGUCUUGCUUCACUUUGAUUUGGUGCGUGUGUUUGCAUGUGUGCAGAUGUGCAUGCUUAUGUGCAUGUAUGAGCAUACUGUUUUACUCAGUUUUAUCAAUAUAAAAAUGGCGUGUUUUAAAGCAACCUCUGUUGGAGAGGAUGUGGGGAGAAAGGGACCCUUCUACACUGCUGGUGGGAAUGCCGACUAGUUCAGCCCUUUUGGAAAACAAUAUGGACGAUUCUCAAAAAACUAGAGGUUGAGCUCCCAUUUGACCCAGCAAUACCACUGCUGGGAAUAUAUCCCAGAAAAGCCAAAAAGUAUAGUCGAAAUGACAUCUGCACUUAUAUGUUCAUCGCAGCACUGUUUACAAUAGCCAGAAUCUGGAAAAAACCUGAGUGCCCUAGAACAGAUGACUGGUUGAAGAAACUCUGGUACAUCCAUACAAUGGAAUAUUAUGCAGCUGUUAGAAAAAAUGAGGUCAUGACGUUUGCAUAUAAGUGGAUCAGCAUGGAAAGUAUCAUCCUAAGUGAAAUGAAUCAGAGAGAGACAGACAUAGAAAGAUUGCACUCAUCUGUGGAAUAUAGAAUAAUAGACUAUAAGACUAACACCCAAGAAUAGUAGAAAUAAGUACCAGGAGGUUGUCUCCAGGGCUUGGAGGCUGGUCUCUCAUUCUGGACAACUCAGAGAAGGGAACACCAAGUAAAAUGUGGUCGGAGGCCAUGUGGGGGAAGGGUGAUGCGGGCCGAAUAUAGACUAGAGACUGAACACAAUGGCCACUCAAUACCUUUAUUGCAAACCACAACACCUAAUCAGAGAGAGAGAACAAAAGGGAA
This is a messenger RNA of Sorex araneus (European shrew), 5302 nucleotides long. Its product is annotated as death domain-containing protein CRADD. The record is from RefSeq and is a predicted model, not a curated record. The transcript is spliced from 5 exons. Bases 843 to 2039 code for a protein of 398 amino acids. Gene Ontology annotation, biological process: regulation of apoptotic process; phosphatidylinositol phosphate biosynthetic process; intracellular signal transduction. Gene Ontology annotation, cellular component: phosphatidylinositol 3-kinase complex. Gene Ontology annotation, molecular function: death domain binding; protease binding; 1-phosphatidylinositol-3-kinase regulator activity. Lineage: Eukaryota; Metazoa; Chordata; Mammalia; Eulipotyphla; Soricidae.